Notodromas monacha is the source of this 1251-nucleotide messenger RNA. NCBI's taxonomy places the organism in Eukaryota, Metazoa, Arthropoda, Ostracoda, Podocopida, Cyprididae. The record is from the annotation of a GenBank genome assembly.
AUGACCAAGUUGACCAAGGAGACGGCAUUCAACUGGAUGUCCCAGGCCCACAUGAACCCGAGCAUGUCCACCAUGAUCAUGACAAUGGUGACCAGCACCACCAGGGCAGAGUGCAGGUCGAAGCCGAGGAACACAAACGUUGCUGCAAACACGGCUGUCACGGAGAUCACCAGCGACGACGUCACGUCUUCCCACAUGGUCAAGAAACACCUCGUAUUUGACACUGCCAGUGUUGCCCUCGUUCAGCAUGUUGGUGACAUUGUCAGCAAUGAAUCUGGCCAUUCGCAAAGCUUCAUAGUAGUCUUCCGAGGAUCGCAUCAUGGCGUGGCGUCGCAUUCUUCAACGGUUACUUCAUCCCAAACACGAAUAAUAUCCACCUUUUGGGGAGCAAAAAGUGCCGUUGUUGUCGGUGGAGCAGCAGCUGACAGAUCCCAGCCAGUCAAUGUAAUCGUCUAUCCAGGACAUGGCCGUCGACACGAUUCUGGAUCGAUUGGAAACUCGUUGUGCAGCGUAAAUUUGCUCAGUCAGAGAGUCGAUGUUGCAGCCGACGGUGGAGCAGAUCCGGUCCUGGGCCUUUUCGUCCAACAAAGGAUAACCUUCCUUCACCACGAAAUUAAAUUCCAUCACACAAACAUCCGUCUCGUCCAGGCCGACCUUGACGGCCGGCGCCACCGCCACGCUGAAGGCGAACCAGGCGGAAAAGGCGACCACGACCACGACGCGGACAACGUAGCCAAAGAGGAACGGAGCAUACAACUCCUUGAAGAUCUUGUAGAGGACGCCUUCCGUGGCGCCGUGCUUCUCCCGCUUCUCGCCCUGCACGCAGCAAAACACGUCGAGGCGGUUGUUUUCCUGGCGACGCAAGUCCAGCGUGAACAACGCCACAAACGCCAUAUCUUCAGACCAAUCUGCCCCCCAACCCACCUGAAGCAAGAAGUCAAAAAGCAGCGCGAACCCGGCAUACAAGGCAAACGCCCUGACAGCCGGCAUGCCGCUCAGGGCACCCAGAAAGAAGCAGAUGGACUCGGCAGCGGCCGAAAGCAGCAUAGACGGGCCAACGUGGCCCAAAACACGGCCCACGUGGUCUUCGACACUCUCGCCCUUCUUCCUAGCUGUCCUCUGGUAAGCUUGCACCAAGAUGAAGAUAUUGUCCACGCCGACAGCCAAGACGAGGAACGGGAUCACUUCAAUGAUGAUAAGCGUCGCCGGAACGCCGACGUUGGCGUAAAAGCCGACAGAUGCCGCCACUGA